Messenger RNA from Trematomus bernacchii (emerald rockcod), 1238 nucleotides. RefSeq lists its product as uncharacterized. The transcript is spliced from 5 exons. NCBI's taxonomy places the organism in Eukaryota, Metazoa, Chordata, Actinopteri, Perciformes, Nototheniidae. The record is from RefSeq and is a predicted model, not a curated record. Bases 126 to 815 code for a protein of 229 amino acids.
AUUGGUGGUCUCUCAGCGUGCCCUGCAUGGAAAUAAAGUCCCCGCUCACUUCCUCCCAAUGAAAUCACUGUUUGUUACUUAUUGAACAGAUCAGUCCUCCUGCAGCCAGCUGUAUUUGUUAUUAGAUGAUGGCAGGUGUCAUAUGGAUCCUCACCUUCAUUUGUGUUGCAGGAUAUCACCAAUCUUCAGCCGCACCUGUUCUCCGCCCUGCCCUUGUGGUCCAGGCGGGAGAGAACGUCUCGCUGACCUGUAACAUGACGUUGUGCGCAGAGCUCACCUGGUACAUUGUGCGCUCCAAUAAGCUGCUGCCUCUGCUGACGGUCACAGAAACUAAACUGAAAGAAAUUACUGUGUCCUUCAAUGCGGCAGUAAGUCGCUUCGGCACAAGUGGGGAAAUGGAGAGCGGAACGCUGACUCUGCACAUCCUCCAGGCAGAGGAGCAGGACGCCGGGCUUUAUUUCUGCUCUGGACGCUGCUCCGGAGCUACUCAUGUUAACAGAGGGAUGCAUCUCGUUGUUGAUGGAGUGGACGGGCUGUCAGCAGGGCAGCCAUGUUGGAGUGUGUGGAUGUGGGUUCUUCCUGCUGUACUCGUCCUCGGCUGCAUCCUCAUCGCUGGACUCUGCUGGUGCGCAGGUACACCGGCUGUUUGCUGCUGUUGUCCAACGAGUCAAAAGGUCACAGAGGAAGUGUCUAUGCACUAUUCCAGUCUGAAGCAUGCAGACAAGCCCCGCCCUACUGGCCAAGGAGGAUCAGGAUUGGCAGAGGAGAACGUCAUAUAUUCAGCGGUGUUUAGUCGCAAGAACCUGAACAGAUAACUUGACCGCAGAUGGAACGGCUCUUUUUGUUUCAGUAUAGAGCCUUGUGGAAAAUACAUAUUUUUGUAAACAUCCUGGGAGCUAGCUUCGUCCUGGUUCCUAUGACUUGAAGCCAAUAGGAUUGUUCUUUUAAAUGUUAUGAUAUGAUAGGAUAUGAUAUGUUAUUUCAGAAAACCACGGAGCCCUGGAGGGUUCAUAGAGAGAAAAAUACUUUUUAUUAAUUUGUGUGCACGAGAUGUAAUUCGUGGCCUCAAUUUAAAUAAAACGAGGCCACGUUUUAUUAAUUUGUGCGCACGAGAUGUAAUUCGUGUGCACGAGAUGUAAUUAGUGUGCACGAGAUGUAAUUCGUGGCCUCAAUUUAAAUAAAACGAGGCCACGCUUUAUUCAUUUGUGUGCACGAUAUACUUUCUCGUGCACACAAGA